Messenger RNA from Triticum aestivum (bread wheat), 836 nucleotides. RefSeq lists its product as uncharacterized. The record is from RefSeq and is a predicted model, not a curated record. The transcript has 2 exons. Bases 179 to 769 code for a protein of 196 amino acids. NCBI's taxonomy places the organism in Eukaryota, Viridiplantae, Streptophyta, Magnoliopsida, Poales, Poaceae.
UCAUAUCCUGCUUCUUCCAUGGGGCAGGGGGAGACGAAUACAUCCGUGACUGGUAAUUUUUCCUCUCAGAACUAUGGUAAGGGUAUGCAGAGGCUUCCGGCAGUGGCUGAGAGUGAAGAAGAAGAUGAGAGUGAGGAAGGUAACAACACAGAGCUUCUGAAAAAAUGUUUCUGAUAAAAUGGCCAGAGAACAUGCGGCUGAAAAAAUGUCUUAUUGUGGAUCUCAAUCUGAUAAAAAAUCAUGUGAGAAUGUCUCUGAGGAUUUGAAAAUGGAAGAGAUGACUGAAUCUCCCAGUAAUGAGAUCAGUGCGCAUCAAGGUGCUUGGGGGAUGAUUACUCCUGUUCCACCCUCACCUCUGUUUGUGUGUCACGAUGUGAAUACUUAUGGGAAUGCUUUUCCUCCCUUGUCAGACUAUGUGGUUUGGCCCUCCCUGCCUCACAUUGUGCCUCUCGAAGAGGGUUUCAUGGAAGGAGGAGAAAACUGCAGUGUCUAUACAGUUGAAUCUCCCUCUGGAUCCCCAAUUCAUGAUUGCAUGAGUCAGGGAGAAGAUAUCCCGCGCAGACAGAAGCAGAAGUUGGAGAAGGUGGGAGAUGUGGCCACCAACAGAAUGAAGAAGCGCAAUUUGGAAGGUUUGCUAAAGGAAGAAGAAAGGGCGAAGCUCCAGGCUGGAGUGAAGAGGUUGGCUCACGCGGCUGCUGCGCUGGCGGACAGGUCCCUCCCUCGAGGCAGAUCCCUUUUGGGUGACAGAGAAGGGAUCCAGAUUGGUUAGCAGUGCUCAGCGCUCGGUCCUUUUGCUUGCCGCCUCCCACUGGGGUUUGAUGCCCGCUGGUUUUAUG